Molecule: messenger RNA, 2595 nt
Organism: Cotesia congregata
Lineage: Eukaryota; Metazoa; Arthropoda; Insecta; Hymenoptera; Braconidae
Source: the annotation of a GenBank genome assembly
AUGGCUUCACGUGAACAAAUAUCAAUCGUUCAAUCAAAAUUUACCUCUGGUGAAACAGUGACGAUGGAAGCGUCAUUAAUGCAAGGAUGGGUUAAAGCUUCAAGACUUCUGGCUCUAGUCAACAAAGGACCUACUCACGCUUUAGUUAUUUUACUUACGUCUAGGAAUCCACCGCAAGUUUACAGUGAUCUUACUAUUGAACGAGUGCUUCCAAUUGAUCAAGAAUUUAAAUGUGAUAUUGACACUGGAAGCCAACAGCAGGAAGGACUGGAUGUAUUUUUAAACGUGUCAUCAAGAAAACAGAGAUUAAUCUUCGAAUUGAAACCAGGAGUAGGAACCAGUGCAUUGGUUUCAGAAAUAUUUCGUGCUAUCGAAGUUUAUCAAAAAAAUAAAAAUUCGGCGGUCGAUUUCUUGUGGAUACAAAAAUUGACCGGUAGUACACGAAGCUUAAACAGCGGUGCUGGUGAUUUACGCGAAAUGGCUGAUCCAUUAGUAGAACUCGAGAGUCCAGAUUUGGUAGUUCCAAGAAGAAACAUUGCUAGUGGUAAAACUCCAGUAGCAGCGAGGGAAUCGGUGGUGCGUUAUCAGAUGGCAUGCAAAGAAGAUGAUUACACGUACACUGAAACCUUGAGAAUUUUUAUUGGCACAUGGAAUGUAAAUGGACAAUCACCAAAUGAUGUUGCAUUAGACGAAUGGCUGAGUAACGAUCAAGUACCACCAGAUAUUUAUGCUAUUGGCUUUCAAGAAUUAGAUUUAAGUAAAGAAGCUUUUUUAUUUAACGACACACCUCGUGAAGAAGAGUGGAGACAAAUUGUUACCAAAUCUUUACAUUCUAAAGGUGUUUAUAAACAAAUAGCAAUAGUACGUCUCGUCGGUAUGUUGCUAAUUAUUUUCGCUCAGGAAGCUCAAGUACCAUUUAUAAAAAGUAUUUCUGUUGACACUGUUGGUACAGGCAUAAUGGGAAAAUUGGGUAAUAAAGGUGGAGUAGCAGUGAGUUGCUUGAUUCAUAAUACAUCUGUUUGUUUCAUAAAUGCUCAUUUAGCAGCUCAUUGCGAAGAAUAUGAACGGCGAAAUCAAGAUUAUGCUGAUAUUUGUACCAGACUUUCCUUUUCAAAUCACGUUCCAGCGAAAAGCUUUAAAGAUCACGAUCAAAUUUACUGGUUGGGUGAUUUAAAUUACCGGAUAACAGAAAUGGAUGUUUUAACAGCUAAGCAAUAUAUAACCAUUGGAAAUUAUGCGCCAGUAUUGGCGUUAGAUCAAUUAGGACAGCAGCGUAAAUUAGGGAAAGUACUUCAAGGCUUUAAAGAAGCUGACAUAAAGUUUAAGCCUACUUAUAAGUAUGAUCCUGGUACCGAUAAUUGGGACUCGAGCGAAAAAGGUAGAGCGCCCGCAUGGUGCGAUCGUGUACUUUGGAAAGGUGAUGCCAUUACAUCCAUUGAAUAUCGUAGUCAUCCAGAAUUACGUAUUUCGGAUCACAAGCCAGUUAGUGCUAUUUUUGAUGCUCAGAUACGUGUUAUUGAUAUGACAAAAUAUCGAAAAAUUCACGAAGAAGUUAUGAAAAAAUUAGAUAAAUUAGAAAAUGAAUUCUUGCCACAAGUUAUGGUCGAUACUACGGAAAUAAUAUUCGACGUUUUAAAAUUUCUUGAGCCGAGCAGCAAAGAACUUAUAAUUGCAAACACUGGACAAGUACCCGUACAGUUUGAAUUUAUUAAAAAAUUAGAUGAUACCAAUUAUUGUAAAGAUUGGUUACAUAUUGAGCCUUAUACUGGAUUUAUAAAGCCAGGUGAAAAAUGUGAUAUAAAGUUAGAAGUUUAUGUUGACAAAAAAUCAGCAUGUAAAUUGAAUUCCGGUGAAGAUAAGCUUUAUGAUAUUUUAGUUUUGCACCUUGAAGGUGGUAAAGAUAUUUUUAUCACUGUGACUGGUGUUUAUGAACGAAGUUGCUUUGGUUCUUCUAUGGAAGCUUUGGUACACAUACCUGUGCCUAUCAGAGAAAUUCCUAUUGGCCGUAUAAUGGAAUUGGAGAAUAAUAAAAAUCCAACUCAAGAGCCAUACCCGGUGCCCAAAGAAGUCUGGUUACUUGUUGAUCGAUUAUAUCGGCAUGGUAUCAAAACGCCUGGAUUAUUUGAAACUCCAGGAUUGCACAGUGAAUUGAUUUUAAUUAGAGAUUGGUUGGAUAUCGGCAGUCAAGAUCCCAUGCCUGGAACUGUACACUCUGCAGCAGAGGCUUUAUUAUUACUUCUAGAAUCAACUGCUGAGCCUUUAGUACCAUACAAUUUACACAGCGUCUGCUUAUCGGCAGCUACGAAUUAUCUCCAGUGCAAACAAUUAGUUAUGCAAUUACCUGAAAUAAGAAGGACUGUAUUUCUAUAUAUUUCGGCCUUUUUGCAAGAACUUUUGAACCAUUCGCAGGACAAUGGAUUAGAUGCGAAAACUCUUGCGACAUUAUUUGGCUCAAUAUUUUUACGUGACCCACCGCGCAGUAGAGAAGAACGUAACCAGAGAAAUCGCCUUACUCAAGCAACAUUUGAUCGUAAAAAAGCAGCGUUUGUUUAUCAUUUUUUGGUAAAUGAUCAAAGUGAUUUUCUCGGACGGUAA